AUGCAACGUGGACACGGUCUAGGGAGCCUGGUCAAGGGUCUUUUUCGUGCAGCUACUCCUUUAUUGAAGAAAGGGGCCUUUGCAUUGGGAAAGGAAGCCAUGUCGACGGGUGUCAAUAUUAUGCAAGACACCCUCAGCGGUCAAUCAUUGAAAUCUGCGGCUAAGAGAAAUGUCAAGAGAGCUGGAAAACGUUUGGCGGAAUAUCACCCCGUCAGUAAUAUAACCGAUACAGGACCUAUUGAAAUCAACGUCGCUGGAAUGGCCGAAGAGUAUGUCGAUCUUUCGCAAACCAUGCUACAAGUUUCUGUCAGAGUAUUGAAAGCAGACAAUACGCCUAUCACCGCCGAUGACCCCGUAGCACCCGUGAAUCUCUUCCUCCCUUCACUUUUUAGUCAGGUGGAUGUCAUGUUGAAUGAAAAACUGGUAUCACAACCCUCCAAUACAUACCCUUAUAGGGCAUUAAUGGAGACGUUACUACACUACAGCAAGGAGACAAAAGACUCACAGCUUACGCAACAGCUGUAUUACAAGGAUGAAGCGGGGAAAAUGGAGGUGGUAAAUCCUUUAUUGCAAGGAGAGCACGGGAAUCAAGGACUCGCAAAAAGACACGGAUUCAUCGCUGAGAGCAGACUUCUUUCUAUGCUGGGACCCAUCUACGCAGAUGUGUUCUUUCAAGAAAGAUUAUUAUUACCGGGGGUUGAUUUGAAACUCAAGUUGAAUCGUAGUAAAGACGCAUUUUGUCUUCUUUCUUCAAAAGCGAACGCGGACUACAAAGUAAAGAUCGAAUCUGCUGCCCUCUUCGUUCGCAGAGUCAAGACGAGCCCUUCCAUCAUGAUUACCCAUGCCAAGGCCUUGGAGAAAACAACUGCCAAAUAUCCACUCAACAAAGUGGAUGUACGCUCUUUCUCAAUUCCUACUGGAAACAUGUCCAUCAACCGAGACAACCUAUUUUUAGGACAACUACCGAACCGUAUCGUCAUCGGGUUAACUGACAACGACGCCUACAACGGUAGUUAUGCCAAAAACCCCUACAACUUUAAACAUCUGAAUAUCAACUAUAUAUCAGUGACGAUCGACGGAGAAAUGGUUCCCAUGCGCCCUUUACGGCCCUGCUUUGAAGAGGGAGCGGGUCAGCACUAUAUACACGCUUACAAUUCCUUAUUCAUGGGUACAAAUCGUCUUUUCGCGGACAAAGGCCUGGAUAUAAAUAGAGAGGAAUAUCUUAAAUGGUUCACUUUAUUCGCUUUUGACCUUACCCCGGAUGUGUCAGACGGAUGUCAUUUAAAUCUGAUUAAAAGUGGUAAUUUACGUCUUGAACUACAAUUUGACAGACCCCUCCCCAACACGGUCAAUUGCCUCGUAUUUUCAGAAUCCCAAGGACUGAUCCAGAUCGAUAGAAGCCGCAAUCUCAUUUAUGAUUAUCAGGGUUGA
This is a messenger RNA of Strongylocentrotus purpuratus (purple sea urchin), 1431 nucleotides long. RefSeq lists its product as uncharacterized. Gene Ontology annotation, molecular function: ribonucleoside-diphosphate reductase activity, thioredoxin disulfide as acceptor. Gene Ontology annotation, biological process: deoxyribonucleotide biosynthetic process. Lineage: Eukaryota; Metazoa; Echinodermata; Echinoidea; Camarodonta; Strongylocentrotidae. Gene Ontology annotation, cellular component: cytosol. The record is from RefSeq and is a predicted model, not a curated record. The transcript is spliced from 2 exons. The coding region runs from base 1 to 1431 and encodes 476 amino acids.